Sturnus vulgaris (Common starling) is the source of this 2652-nucleotide messenger RNA. NCBI's taxonomy places the organism in Eukaryota, Metazoa, Chordata, Aves, Passeriformes, Sturnidae. The record is from RefSeq and is a predicted model, not a curated record.
CACAAUAACCUCAGCCCUUUCCUGCAGGUGAAGUACAAGGCAGACCUGAAGAAGCUGCACAAACCCGUCACGGACAUGAAGGAGUCUCUGCUCAUGAACCACGUGCUGAGCACGAGCCAGCUCGCCAGUGCUUACCAGUACAAGAAGCAGUAUGAGAAGAGUAAGGGUCACUACCAUGUGGUGCCAGAUAAUCUUGAACAGGUUCACCUCAGGGAAGCCUCAGAACUGCAGAGCCACGUGAAAUACAGAGAAAAAUAUGAGAAGGAAAAAGGAAAGCCCAUGUUGGACUUUGAAACUCCCACAUACCUGACUGCAAAGGAGUCUCAGCUCAUGCAGAGCGAGAAAGAAUAUAAGAAGGACUUUGAAGAGUCCAUGAAGGGCAGGAACCUCACUGGCCUGGAGGUCACACCAUCCCUCUUGCAUGUCAAAUACGCCACCAAAAUAGCGAGCGAGAAAGAGUACAGGAAGGAUCUGGAGGAAGGAGUGAAAGGGAAAGGACUGACAGCCUUAGAGGAGACUCCAGACAUGCUGAGAGCCAAGAAUGCCACUCAAAUCCUGAACGAGAAGGAGUACAAGAAGGCCCUGGAGCUGGAGAUCCGUGGCAAGGGGCUGAGCGAGCUGGCGCUGGAGACGCCGGAUUUCGUGCGGGCCAAGAACGCCACCGACAUCGCCAGCCAGAUCAAAUACAAACAAUUGGCAGAAAUGGAGAAAGCCAACUACACCAGUGUUGUUGAUACUCCAGAGAUUAUUCAUGCCCAGCAGGUCAAGAACCUUUCCAGCCAGAAAAAAUACAAAGAAGAUGCAGAGAAGAGCAUGCCCUACUAUGUGCCUGUGGCUGACACACCAGAAAUGCAGAGGGUCCGAGAGAAUCAGAAGAACUUUAGCAUGCUUCAGUAUCAGUCAGACCUGCAGAGCAGUAAAGGAAAAGUCACAGUGGUUCAGGACACCCCAGAAAUCCUGAGGGUGAAGGAAAAUCAGAAGAAUUUCAGCUCGAUUUUGUAUAAAGAAGAUAUUGGAACUGGAACCACAAUUGAAAAGACCCCAGAGAUGCAGAGAGUUAAACGAACCCAGGAUAAUAUCAGCUCGGUGAAGUACAAGGAGAGCAUUGGCAAAGGAACUCCCAUUCCUGACCUGCCGGAGGUGAAGCGAGUCAAGGAGACCCAGAAGCACAUCAGCUCGGUGUUGUACAAGGAGGAGCUGGGCACAGGCACCCCCACGCCCGUGACCCCAGAAAUGGAGCGAGUCAAACGCACCCAGGAGCACAUUAGCUCGGUGUUGUACAAGGAGGGGCUGGGGGUUGGCACCCCAGUUCCUGUCACUCCUGACAUGGAGAGGGUCAAACGCAACCAGGAGAAUUUUAGCUCGGUGUUGUACAAGGAGGAGCUGGGGACAGGAACCCCCACCCCUGUCACCCCCGAGAUUGAGAGGGUCAAACGCAACCAAGAACACAUUAGCUCGGUUUUGUACAAGGAAAACAUAGGGAAAGCCACCCCCACCCCCGUCACUCCCGAGAUGGAGAGAGUCAAACGCAAUCAGGAGAUCAUUAGCUCGGUUUUGUACAAGGAAAAUGUGGGGAAGGUGACCCCGACCCCCAUCACCCCCGAGAUGGAGCGAGUCAAACGCAAUCAAGAGAUCAUUAGCUCGGUUGCAUACAGGGAAGGUUUAGGGAAGGCCACUCCCAGCCCGGUCACCCCGGAGAUGGAGAGAGUCAAGCGGAACCAGGAACAAAUCAGCUCGGUGCUGUACAAGGAGCACAUGGCCAAGGGAACUCCGACCCCGCUCACCCCGGAGAUGGAGAGAGCCAAACGCAACCAGGAGAACAUCAGCUCGGUUCUUUACUCCGACAGUUUCCGCAAGCAGGUGCAAGGAAAAGCCGCCUACGUGCUGGACACCCCGGAGAUGCGGCGUGUGAGGGAGACCCAGAAACACAUCUCCACUGUGAAGUACCACGAGGACUUCGAGAAGAGCAAAGGGAGCUUCACGCCCGUGGUGACCGACCCCAUCACGGAGCGCGUGAAGAAGAACACGCAGGACUUCAGUGACAUCAGCUACAGGGGCAUCCAGAGGAGGGUGGUGCAGAUGGAGAGGAAACGUGUGGACCAGGACCAGGAGAACCUCACAGGGCUCCGGGUGUGGAGAACCAACCCCGGCUCUGUCUUCGACUACGACCCCGCCGAGGACAACAUCCAAUCCCGGAGCCUGCACCUGAUCUCAGUGCAGGCACAGCGCCGUAGCCGGGAGCAUUCCCGCUCCGCCAGCGCCCUGAGCAUCAGCGGCGCGGCCGAUGAGAAAUCCGAGCCCUCGGAGGGCACCGAGCAGCGCCUGUCCUACUACAGCAACGGGGGCUUCUUCACCGCCACUGCCACAGUGGGGUACAAGCAGGUGAAGACCAUCGAGCUGCCGCAGCAGCGCUCGUCCUCGGUGGCCACCCAGCAAACCACGCUGUCCUCGGUGCCUUCGCAGCCCUCCACUGCUGGGAAGACGUUCCGGGCCAUGUACGAUUACACGGCGGCGGAUGCUGACGAGGUGUCCUUCAAGGACGGGGACACCAUUGUCAACGUGCAGGCCAUCGACGAGGGCUGGAUGUACGGCACCGUGCAGAGAACCGGCAAGACCGGCAUGCUGCCCGCCAACUACGUGGAGGCCGUGUGA